This is a messenger RNA of Salarias fasciatus (jewelled blenny), 1884 nucleotides long. RefSeq names its product dnaJ homolog subfamily C member 30, mitochondrial-like. The record is from RefSeq and is a predicted model, not a curated record. The transcript has a single exon. Lineage: Eukaryota; Metazoa; Chordata; Actinopteri; Blenniiformes; Blenniidae. Bases 1 to 918 code for a protein of 305 amino acids.
AUGGCGGAGCUCCGGCAGUGUCUGAGACGCGGGGCGGACAAGUUUCCAGUCAAAAUGUGCCACCGUCAGCUGUCCGAGAGGUUCGUCUCCCGGGGGAAGAGUGCGGCCCGGGCUGCGUUCCUCCCGGUGGGCUCGGUGUUCGAUGACAGGCUGAAUGUUGUCCGGUCCGCAGCGGACGGAGCGCCCGCUCCUCAGGACGGUUACACAAGGUUAACAGCUUCGUCCCGGGAAUCCCGCUGCUGCCCGGGACGCAGAGAGGACGGUUCUUCCAGCGGGACCCGGGGGAACGCCCUUCAGUCUGGGAGGGUCUGGAGGACUUUCUGCGGCUCCCUGUCCGGGGGACAGCUGCUCUGUGUCCGGCUCUACAGCGGGAACGGAUCCGGAUCCGAGCCUCUCCACAAAACCAAGACGGGCUAUUACGAUAUCCUGGAGGUGCAGCCCGCCGCCACCCAGGCCCAGAUCAAGACGGCCUACUACAAGCAGUCCUUCAUCUACCACCCGGACCGCAACUCCGGCAGCGACGACGCCACCGUCCGCUUCUCCGAGAUCAGCGAGGCCUACACGGUCCUGGGAAACAAGGGGCUCCGCAGGAAGUACGACCUGGGGCUGCUGACCCUGUCCGACCUCACCACCACCCGCAGGCCGUCCGGGAAGGAGAGCUCCGGGAGGCAGCAGGGCCAGCGGACCGCGGUCAGCGCGGAGCAGCGGGGGAAGAUCUACGACUUCGACUCGUUCUUCAAGUCCCACUACAGCGAGCAGCUGCAGAGACAGAAGGACAUCCGGGUCCGCAGACAGGAGCUCCAGAAGAAGAAGGACGAGAGGCUGCACGAGAUGAGCAUGGACAAGAUGACGGGGAUCGGCCUGAUCGUGAUGCUCAUUCUGGCCAUGGGCCUGUUGACCAGUACGAAGGAGCAGUAGAGCCAGUCUGAGGCUGGACUCCCUCAUCCUGCGCUUCAGGAGCAGGAAUCACAGUUUUAAUCCCUGUAAAGUCUAAAGCAGUGCAGGGAAGAUGAAUGAAUCGAUGACCUUUUAGAGCUGGGAUGGUGCAGUAUUGAUUUAGCUUUGGAAGUGAGCUGAAGCUGGAGUGAGUGUGAUCUGACAGCUAAUUUGAUGCGAGAAUUGAAAGGAAUGUUUGAGCUAAAGAAGACACGACGGUUCUUCACUGGCAAGUUAAAGUCUGAAAGUAACCUCAUGCAUGUGUUUGGACUGCAGUGAAACCUGGAAUACUGAGAGAAAACACGUGCACAUCUCCCUGGAGCCCCACCAGAUCAUCAUAGAACGGCCUUUGACCUUUAUCUGGUCUCUGAUCUGCCAGAUCAUGGCAGUGAGGAACACACCCUCGAUGAAUCACCCAUCAGAUGACAUGAGAAUAUGAAACUGGUCGCCUGGCCUUUGGUAAUGGACUUCUGAUGGGUGACUCUCUGAUCUUUGACCGGUUGUUAGCUGAUAAGCAGCACACCCAAAAUGCUCCUCUUGUUUGUUUAAAACUCAGAGUGCUUCACGUUUCAGUUGCUUCUGCUGUUCAGAAUUCUCCACUGCCUGCGCUGCGAGCGUGUUCACGUGCAGACAGAUGCUCCAGUGGUUGAUUUACAACCGUUUCAGGCCCGUGUGUUUGGCUUUCAUAAAGUCACCCGCCCCUCUGGCAGCCUGCGUUCCUGCUGAAGGUGAUCAGAGUGUCGAUUCAGGGAAAACCUCACUAUUUAUGUGUUUAUAGCUCUGUCAGUAAAUUAUAAAGAACUGAACGGUUCUGAAGAUUGAAAUGAAAACAAUGUGCCUUUGCUUGUAUUUAUUGUAAAGAAAAAAAGGAAUUAUAUGUAUAAUAUCCAGAUGUAAAGCCAUAGAUGUAGAUUCCACACAAAUAAAUAGCUGAAGAAGCUCAGUGGU